CUUUUGGAAGUCUCCGAAUUUUUUCUUUGGCCUUCUGAUUCUUUCUCCUCGUCUCUUCUUUCGUUUCUCUCAAUUUCUGAACUCUCUCUGAUCAAUACAGGAAUUCCAAGCUAACUUCGUUUUCUCAGCUUUUUUGCUUUGUCUGCCAGAGUAAAGGGGUUGCUGAUUGCUACAAGAAAAAUGGUUCAGAUCAAGGAAUUCCGAAUUGUCAUGCCCAUGUCACUGGAAGAGUAUCAGAUAGCCCAGAUGUACAUGGUAAUGAAGAUGCAGCAACAGAGUACUAGUAGUACUGAGGGUGUUGAAGUCUUGGAGAAUAGGCCCCUGGAGGAUGAUGUAUUUGGAAAGUGUCAAUACACAUCCAAAGUUUAUCGGUUGCAAAGCAAAGCUCCUACUUGGCUUACGACUUUUGCACCAGCAGAUGCUCUUAUCAUGCAAGAAGAAGCUUGGAAUGCAUACCCAAGAUGCAAAACAGUAAUCAAGUGUCCAUACUUCACCAAGUUUUCUUUAACAGUUGAAACUAUUCAUAGGGCUGACAAUGGUCAAUCAGAAAAUGUACAUGGUUUAACCAAGGAACAACUAGCAGUCAGGCAGGUUGAAUAUAUUGAUAUAGCCUCGGCAGAAACAGAUUAUUGGAGUUAUGCUAUUGGAAGCAACAGCAUGGACUUCUCUAAUUUCAAAUCUGUAAGAACUGGCCGUGGUCCACUUUUGGAUGGAUGGCAGGAUAGAUGUAAACCUGUUAUGACAGCAUACAAGUUGGUAACAGUAGAUGCACCAUAUUGGGGCUUUGGUUAUCGACUUGAACAGGCUUUACUGGCGGGUGAAAGGGCACUUUUCUUAGAAUCUCAUCGGAACUGUUUUGGUUGGAUUGAUGACUGGUUUGGGAUGACAAUGCAACAAAUACGAGAACUUGAACUACAGAGUGAUUUUUCAUUAAAUAAGAAAAUUGGGAUGCCAACCGUAAUGACAACUUCUGAAGACUAAUCAGAGGUUGCCCUCUGGGAAUGAAGAUGCUAACAGCUAGAGGUUUCAACUUAAACCUGAAAAGCAUGAGAUUGCGGUCCAAACUUAAGGUGCGAGAUUGAAUUCACACGGACAGAUAGAUGAUGCUGCAAAAUAGUAUUCUCCACAUUGGAAUUGUUGUAAUGUUAUGAUAAUUAUUCAUUGGAUUACUUGGUCAUUCUUGGGAAAAAUUGUAAAUUUGAUUAUAGCAGAUACAUAAUCCUGUUGGAGGGAACAGUGAUAUAUUUACUGUCCAAAUUCUUUACAGAAAGUUUUGAAUUUUCCUAAGUUCAAUUAUAGAUUCAUAGUUUCAUGUUAA
Molecule: messenger RNA, 1318 nt
Organism: Hevea brasiliensis (rubber tree)
Lineage: Eukaryota; Viridiplantae; Streptophyta; Magnoliopsida; Malpighiales; Euphorbiaceae
Exons: 10
Coding region: 181-981 (266 amino acids)
Biological process (GO): phospholipid transport
Source: RefSeq, a predicted model, not a curated record